AUGUGUGACAUGUGUAAGGAUCAUCCAAAGUUCACAUCGUACAUUUAUGACACUUGGUUAGUUCACAAGGAGAAAUUUGUGAAGGCAUGGACAAACAGAAUGAAGCAUUUUGGAACGACAACAAGUAACAGGGCUGAAAGUGCACAUGCAAGCUUGAAGAAGAUGUUUAGGAACAACAAGGGUGACUUGUGCGUUUCAUGGGAAGCAGUGGAUAGGUUGACCAUUGUACGCCACAAUGCAAUAGAAGCCUCGUUUGAGCGCAGUAUUAACAUUGUAGAGCACCGUUUCAAGUCUCCAAUUUGCUUGAUGAAAGUCACUCAUGGACUACCUUGCGCUUGUGCACUUCAGAGUUUAUCUUCAAUUCCGUAUGCGGCAGUGGAUCCAUUCUGGAAGAUACUUUCUUGUGAACAAGUACCUGUUGUGGAGAGUCAAACCUCAAAGUAUGAUGAGAAAUACAGUGGAUGCAUGCCGCCAGAGAUUGAGGCCUUGAUUGCUCAUUUCAAUAGCUUGGAUGAUGCAGGCCAAAGUAUGCUGAGAAGGAAGCUUAAAGAGCUUUAUUGUCCUCAAAUCAGUUCAUUGUGUCCUCCUGAAGUCAAAGAACAAGAGGCGAAAGCUAGCAAGAGGAAACCUAGGCUCACCAAAACUCCUAAACCAACUAUUUGGUCCUCAACUCCAAAAUCACAGGCUCUUAAGUCAAAGAACAAGAAGUCUAUGAAGACCACCGGGGCUACCACCAACAUCUACUUACCGGAGUUGCCAUAUUUUUUGUGGCAAUAUAUACAUGAAGUGAUAGAUGUUGUCGGGGAUGGUAACUGUGGCUACAGAGUCGUCGCUGCAUUGCUGGGCCUUGAGAAUGGUCAGGACGGUUGGGUUAGGGAAGAGCUGAUUGCAGAACUCACACUCUAUCGGAAACACUAUACAAACAUGUGGGGUUAUGAUGUGGUACAGGCCAUGCACCUUCGUCUCACUCUCCCUCCUGGUGGUAGAGUCACUGAAGACAAAUGGAUGCAUCUACCGGAGAUGGGGUACCUUAUUGCUAACCGGUUUUGGGUGGUUUUCAUCUCCAUCUCGUUAAAAUCUAGUUACACUUACCUUCCGAUGAGAGGAGGCGCCCCACCGUUAGAACAUCAUGUCGUAGCUGUUGGUCAUGUGACCAAUCACUUUGUACAGCUGAAGUUGGUGUCUGGACAUCCUAUGCCGCCAAUUGCUCCCCAAUGGGAAUACAACGUUGUAGCACCCGAGUCCGAAUGGUGUAGACCGUAUCAAGAGCGUUUGGAAAGAUUUAUGGUUGAACACACUGCUUGGAUUGGUCCUCAUGUUCCUAGCAAGAAUGAUUACAUAGACAUAACAAAAGAUUGA
Messenger RNA from Lotus japonicus, 1359 nucleotides. RefSeq lists its product as uncharacterized. The coding region runs from base 1 to 1359 and encodes 452 amino acids. The record is from RefSeq and is a predicted model, not a curated record. NCBI's taxonomy places the organism in Eukaryota, Viridiplantae, Streptophyta, Magnoliopsida, Fabales, Fabaceae. The transcript has 5 exons.